This is a messenger RNA of Girardinichthys multiradiatus, 1406 nucleotides long. RefSeq names its product procathepsin L-like. NCBI's taxonomy places the organism in Eukaryota, Metazoa, Chordata, Actinopteri, Cyprinodontiformes, Goodeidae. The transcript is spliced from 8 exons. The record is from RefSeq and is a predicted model, not a curated record. Gene Ontology annotation, biological process: immune response. Gene Ontology annotation, molecular function: cysteine-type endopeptidase activity. Gene Ontology annotation, cellular component: lysosome. The coding region runs from base 164 to 1162 and encodes 332 amino acids.
CACCUGGAAACACCUAGACCAGCUAGACCAAUCAGAAAGCUCAACACGUUUAUACUGUGGCGAAUCUGCUCUUUAAAAGCUUUGUGGUCCUCAGUGCAGAAAGGAAUCGGUCCUCUACUUCACCUUCAUCACCAGGAAAGACUUUGCAGUGCAAGUCACAGCAAUGCUGCAUUUACUUGUUAUGACGUUCUAUAUGAGUGCAGUCCUGUCAGCCCCACGUCGAGACCCACAGCUGGAUCAGCACUGGGAGCUGUGGAUGAACCGGUACAAUAAAACGUACCAUGAGAAAGAGGAGGGCUGGAGACGAAUGGUGUGGGAGAAGAACCUGAAGAAGAUCGAGCUGCACAACCUGGAGCACUCCAUGGGCAAACACACCUACCGGCUGGGUAUGAACCAUUUCGCAGACAUGACUAAGGAGGAGUUCAGACAGAUUAUGAACGGCUACAAACCGAAAGCAGAGAAGAAGGUUAAUGGGACCCUUUUCAAGAAGCCCAGCUUCCUGAAAGUCCCUGCUUCUGUCGACUGGAGAAGAGAAGGCUAUGUUACACCUGUUAAGGACCAGGGUCAGUGUGCCUCCUGUUGGGCUUUCAGCACCACUGGUUCUCUAGAGGGCCAGCUGUUCAGGGCGACUCGCAGACUGGUUUCACUGAGUGAGCAGAACCUAAUGGACUGUUCUGGACCUAUGGGGAACCAUGGCUGUAAUGGUGGUCGGGUAGAGAUGGGCUUUCAGUAUGUUUAUGAAAACGGCGGUCUGGACUCUGAAGCAUCGUACCCAUACCUGGCAACAGAGGUCCAUAAAUGCUUCUAUAAUGAGUCCUACAAUGCUAUCAUCAUCGAUGGGUUCGCUUACAUACCGAGUGGCAGCGAGAAAGACCUGAUGGAGGCCGUGGCCACCGUGGGGCCAAUUUCUGUUUCCAUAGAUGCCAGUCAUAAAUCCUUCCAGUUUUACCAGUCAGGCGUCUACUAUGAGGAGGACUGCAGCUCCGAGCAGCUGAACCAUGCCGUCCUUGUGGUGGGUUACGGCUAUUCUGAUCAAAAUUACUGGAUUGUUAAGAACAGCUGGAGUGAAAACUGGGGCAACAAUGGUUACAUCUACAUGGCUAAGGACAGAUGUAACAACUGUGGCAUUGCAACAGAGGGCAGUUAUCCUAUUAUCCUCUGAGCAAAAUUCACUUGUACUGCCUUACAGCUCCUACUGCAGUAUGUGGGCCGAAGAAGGAGAAUAAAGUCUCAAAGUUGUGCUAUUUUAUUAACAAGAGAUGUGCAAUGAUAUACACAAAUAUACACAUAUUUAUAUUAGCCAUAUAUACAAUAAAUAGGUCUGCUGCUUGUUGACUUACUAACACUUUUUGUUUUCAUUACUAUUUUAAGAUUUAUGAGUAAGUAAUAAAAUAUCUAAAACCCUC